This is a messenger RNA of Myotis myotis, 449 nucleotides long. RefSeq names its product interferon induced transmembrane protein 5 (gene IFITM5). The coding region runs from base 19 to 420 and encodes 133 amino acids. Gene Ontology annotation, biological process: bone mineralization; bone morphogenesis. The transcript is spliced from 2 exons. Lineage: Eukaryota; Metazoa; Chordata; Mammalia; Chiroptera; Vespertilionidae. The record is from RefSeq and is a predicted model, not a curated record. Gene Ontology annotation, cellular component: plasma membrane.
GCGACGGCGCUGGAACCCAUGGACACCGCGUACCCCCGCGAGGAUCCCCGCGCCCCGACGCCCCGCAAGGCCGACGGCGCCCACACGGCGGUGGCGCUGGGGGCGCCGGGACCCCCGCCGCGAGACCACCUGAUCUGGUCGCUGUUCAGCUCCCUCUACCUGAACCUGUGCUGCCUGGGCUUCCUGGCGCUGGCCUACUCCGUCAAGGCCCGGGACCAGAAGGUGGCGGGGGACCUGGCGGAGGCCCGGCGUCUGGCCUCCAAGGCCAAGUGCUACAACAUCCUGGCCACCAUGUGGGCCCUGGUGCCGCCCCUGCUGCUGCUGGCCCUGGUGGUGACCGGGGCCCUGCACCUGUCCCGGCUGGCGAAGGACUCGGCCGCCUUCUUCAGCACCAAGUUCGACGACUCGGACUACGACUGACAGGCUGGCCCUGUCCCUGCCCUGCCCGG